AUGUCGCUCACUCUUGCUCCUUUGAUUGAGGGGGCCAAUGCGACUGCGCUGGUCGUGGCUUGCGUCGCUCUUUCGCUCGUGUACCUUGUCUACUUCCUCGACGAGAAGCCGUAUAAGGGCUUCCCCGUCGUUGGCUUGGAAAAGAAUGGCUUCUUCUCAAUGGCGAAGGCGAGAGGUGCCUGGAUAGUAAACGGGUGCGAAAUCUUGGAGCAGGGCGCGAAAAAGUUUUCCGGUGGCGCAUUUCAGGUCAUCACCGCCAGCGGGCCAAAGGUCAUCCUUCCCAAUCGUUACGCCCAUGAGAUCAGGAACAAUCCACAUAUGAGUUUCGGCAAAAUAAUCACAAAGGAAUUCUUCUCCUCUUAUCCCGGUUUCGAGCCCUUUGACACUCUGAACCAGCACAACAUCAUCCAAGAUGCCACAAAAAACAAGCUUACGCAGUCGCUGACACUAUUCACGGAAGAUAUAUCCGCAGAGGUAGCUCAAAUCCUGGACGAGAUGCUGGGAAACAACAAGGAAGAAUACACCACCACCCCCCUCCGCCCCCUCGUCGCCCGCAUCAUCGGCCAAGUCACCUCCCGCGUCCUGCUCGGCCCCGACCUCUCCCGCAACGCCGAAUGGCUCGCCCUGUGCCAGUCCUACGCCGUCACCGGCUUCGCCGCGCAGCAGGCCCUGCUCUCCUGGUCGCCGCUACUGCGCCCCUUCGUCCACCGUUUCCUCCCCGCCUGCCAGCGCCUGCGCGAGCUGACCGCCGUCGGCCACCGCGUGAUCCAGCCGUACAUCGACGCCCGCAGGGAAGCGGUCCGGAGCGCGGAAGCGGAGGGGAGAGAGGUGCCCAGGGCGGAAGAUAUGAUUGGGUGGAUGGAGGAGAUGGCGCGGGAGAGGGGGGUUGCAGGGGGGAAGGGGAGGAAGAAGGGGUUUGAUAUUGCGGACGCGCAGAUCAUGUUGUCCAUCGCGGCGAUACACACGACGGCCGAAGCAUACACGUGGGUCGUCGCGGACCUGAUCGAGCAUCCGGAGUACGCGGGCCCGCUGCGCGAGGAGGUGGCGCGGGUGCUGGGGCCCGAGGGCCGGUGGCAGAAGAACUCGCUGUACCGGAUGGCGCUGCAUGACAGCUUUAUCAAGGAGUCGCAUCGGCGGCAUAUGGUUGAUGCGCUCGUCAUGGACCGCUACGUCUCCCGCCCCGUCACCCUCUCCGACGGGCUCGUGCUGCCCGCCGGCACCGCGCUCAUGGUGCACGCGACGAACAACCUCUCCGACGCGUACUGGCCCAACGCGCGCUCCUUCGACGGCUAUCGCUUCCUGAACCUACGCAAGCAGCCCGGCGAGGAGAGCAGGCACCAGCUGGUGUCGACGAGCGCCGAGCACCUCGGCUUCGGGCUGGGCAGCCAGGCUUGCCCCGGGAGGUUUUUCGCGGCCAACACGAUGAAGCUGAUGCUGGCGCAUUUCGUGACCAAGUACGACUGGAAGUUCGCCGAGGAAAAACCGCAGCUGCGCGCGCCGUUUGGGUCGAGUGUUUACGUUAAUCCGAUGCUGCAGGUCAAGGCGCGGAGGAGGGAGGAGGAGGUGAGUUUGUAG
Lasiodiplodia theobromae is the source of this 1575-nucleotide messenger RNA. Its product is annotated as Cytochrome P450. The record is from RefSeq and is a predicted model, not a curated record. The coding region runs from base 1 to 1575 and encodes 524 amino acids. Gene Ontology annotation, molecular function: monooxygenase activity; heme binding; iron ion binding. NCBI's taxonomy places the organism in Eukaryota, Fungi, Ascomycota, Dothideomycetes, Botryosphaeriales, Botryosphaeriaceae. The transcript is spliced from 6 exons.